Molecule: messenger RNA, 27376 nt
Organism: Porites lobata
Lineage: Eukaryota; Metazoa; Cnidaria; Anthozoa; Scleractinia; Poritidae
Source: the annotation of a GenBank genome assembly
AGAUGGCGGGGUUCGAGAUGUUAGGAAGGAAACACAAGGAAUCUUCUUCGGUAAUUUUCAUUUCUUGCCUGGAAGUUUUAAUCAUUUUGUUUAAAUAACACUAUUGAAAUCUUUUCUUUAGUCUGGAGUGCUUUUGACAGUCAUACGUACAUUAUUAAGUAGGUAAGUGAUUGAGUAUAUUUCGUCAAUUUUCACGCCCUUCACGAAACCAGCUGAUUUUCCUCUCGAUUUAAACCUUACUUUUGUUUGGGUUGUGUCCGGUACACCAGCACACAAUUAAAAAGAUUAAAGACAAAACGAAAGAUUAUACAGAUUCGAUAAUUUAAACCCUAAAAAGCUAUAGUGGAUUCAACUCUCUCGUGUGACAGUAGACCAGGGUAAUUAACUUUUAAAGGUAAGGGGAAUUUCGCUUGUUAAAGUAUAUGAAAGGAGUAGGGAAAUCUACCCAAAAGGGCUACCAGAUGCAUUUUAUGGCUGUGAAAAAGUCAAGAAAACGUUCUGUUUUUGUGAUUUAUUCAUAUUUUAAAGACAAGGCUUUUCUGAUUUGCAUCAGUUGAAAGGGGUGCAAACUUCUUAACUAGGUAUGUGAAAGGGGUACCAUUUGUCAUUAGAAGGUACACUAUACGAAAGUGUUACCUUUACUGUCAAAAAUGGUAUAUAAAAGGGUAAGGGAUCAGUCCUCAGGGCAGAGCCUCCCCAUUUCAAACUUUUUGGAGCACCUAACCUGUGACCAGCACAAGACCCUAAUUAAGGCUUAAAACUGCUAAAUAGAGGGUUCAAGGACUCCUAGGGAUGUUGCAUACUGCUUUAACUCCCUGAGUCCUAGUAACAUGCAGUCACCUAACAAUUAGUUUAGAAUAUUGUUAAUUUGUUUUCAGUGACAAUGUGGAAAGAAGAGAAAUUGAAAAAGAAAGUUUACAACUUAAACUAAGAGAAAGUGAUGACAAACUUAACAGAGAAGUGGAAGGUAAUAAUAGUCAAAACUUAAUGAUUUUGUGGCUGAAGAUUGCUUAGUAAUUAAAGAAAUUAAAACUCAACAGAACGCAAUGUCCCACAACAUUUCUGGUUCAUCUAACUAAAUCAGUAAACUGGUCAGACAUACAUUUUUUCUUAAAACAAAAAUUAUUUACUGACAUGUAUAUGUAUUCAAAAUACUUUUCAAAUUAAGUGAAGAUAUAUGGUUUACAAACAGUGAAAAAUUGUGUGAUGUCCAGUGUCUUGUAGCCUGCUGGACUAUUCCUGCAUUUAAAACAUAAUCAAAAUGCAAUUAUGUCAAGCUGAAAUUCUUCAAAAAAAAUAUUGGAGUAUUUUACCAAGCUUUGAAAAUUGAAAAAAAGUGCUCAGUGUUCUUACCAGGAUUUAACCCACAGGGGAGCUGAAAGGGGGUUGUGAGGGAGUAAAGCAGGUCACAAUUUUUAGAUACAGUUAACAGAAAAAAGAUGGAAAAUGUGGGAAAAGGAUCUGGGUUAAAAAGACGAGGACAUGGACAAAAAAUGGGCACCUGGACUGUUAAUGAGGAAAAAGAUUGGAAUUAUGGCAAAUGGAUGGAAGCUGAGAAGAACAGAUGGGGAAUGGGAGUGCUGACAAAGGAUUGAUAGGAAAUGGUGAAAAGUUCAUCAGUUUGAAGCUGAAAUAAGGGUGUAUCUUUCAAACAAACAGGCUGCAGUCAAGGAAAAGUGAUAUUUGUAUAUAAUUUGCUGAGUAGUAAAAAACCUGAAAGAGGAGGGAUGGGGAGAGUGCAGUCUUGUACGUUGUAUGAUAAUACGUUUUUUCAGUUUUGCAAUUACAGAUGACAGAAUGACUUUAAUAAUAUUUCUUUCAGCUCAUCAAGAUAACUUGAAGUCAAGCAUUCAAACAUUUACUGGAAUCUCUACGAGAAUUGCAGGUUUUGUUUUAUUUAUUUUCAAGAAGUAUUGUUUAAAUGAAUGCAGUCAGCAUGUUUCCUGUAUCAGCAAUAGUGGAAUCCAUGAAAUUGUUGGUACACUGACCAACAUUUUUUUCUUCUAGCAAAGUCUAUACAUCGUCAGGAGAAAAGGUCAUAAGAAUGAAUUAAAUGACCAUCAGAGGGAAAAUGCUUUAAUCUUUAUAUAAUCCUCUUACAGGGUGGACACUCAAACCAGGAGACUGGUUGAUUGUUGUUUGGUAUCUCAUGAUCUCCAUCUUUUAGAAGUGGAAUGACUUCAGAUAUUUUCCACACUGCAGGAAAAACUGACGACAAUAAGGAUCGAUUCACAAUGUCCGUCAGCACAGGCAGAAUGCAAGGGAGCGCAUCUUUAAUCACAGACAUGGUGACUUUAUCAAACCCCGGGGCUUUGUUAGAUGAAAAUGACAUUACGGCUCUACGAAUCUCGUGACUUGAAACAGCGCGAAAAUUAAACUUCUCCUCAUCCGGAAUAUAUUGUCCACUAGUGAAAUCGUUUGGCGGAGACAGUUCAUGAGUAGCAAUCAAGGCUUUAGAUGCCUCUGAUGCUUUAGCGCAAACAGAUACAAAAAACUCGUUAAACUCCUCUGCGACCGCCUUAACUUCCCUCGUGUACACUUGCUGCGUAGCUUCCUUUCUCGGCAGACAAUUCCUUAUCAAUUUCCACUGAGAACUAGUAUUCUGACAUCCUUCCAUCUCUUUAUUUAUGUAUUCUUGUUCCGCCUUCCAUAGCCUGAUCUUAACCACUUGCCUGGAGUCACGGUACAGUUCCCAGUCCACAGGAAGCCCGGUGCAACGAGCACGCUUCAAUAAUCUAUCUCUAUCUCGCAUCAGCUCUUUGAUUUCCUCAUUGACAAAUGGACAGUGGCGGUGCUUGACUUUCACUGAGUUAACAGGCACAUGGCCAUCUAGGACCUCAAGAAAUCGCUUGUUAAAUCGAUCAACCAUAUCACUCGCGUCAUCAACAAGGACAACUUCAUUCCGUGGCACACGCUCGAGAUCAGAGACAAAACACUGGCUGUCAUAGUUCUUGUAAGAUCUGACUUUCACAUAGCUAGGAGGGGGUUUUGAGAUUUUCAGCUUUAAAAAGGCAUACACCAGAUAAUGGUCACUGAUGUGAGAUUUCAGUACAUCACUCCUCUCCACAAGGUCGGGACUGGAGGUCAUAAUCACAUCGAUAAGGGUGGACGAAGUUUCAGUCACGCGAAUCGGCUCCUUGAUCAACUGCGUCAGACUCACGCUGUCGCACAGGUCUUGUAAAGCUACAGCUUCCGGGGAACGCGGUUUCAACAUAUCACAGUUCAGGUCAGCAGCGACGAUGAUGUUUUUCCCGAAUGUAAGCGCUUGAGAAUACUUGUCCAUAAAGUCAUCAACAAAACAGGACACCGGACAAUAAUCGGGUCGAUACGCUACACAGAGCACGAUGGAUCUUAGCUUCUUUAGCUGAAUUUGUGCCCACAACUGCUGGAAUCCCGUUUCAGAAGUGACACUCAUUUCCUUAAGACGUUUUACUUUAAGUGACGAUCUGGUGUAGAUGCACACACCACCCCCAACUGACUUUGUUCUAUCCAACCUAGAGCUAGUUCCCGAGAGAUCCAUUUUCAGGAAGUUUUCAACAGUUGCAUAGUUCAACCUUGAAUUUUAUUGGUCCAUUUGCAAAAAAACUUGAGUAUCUUUUGUUUUCAGAAAACACUCUGAUUGGACAAUUAUCUUCACGCCUUCCAACUGUCCUAGUUGGAGUAUCCGCCCUGUAAUUGACUUUGGAAGGAAUAUUAUGGUGACUGGUGUGGAGAAUAUGUAUGUGGAUAUUUGGGCUUCAAUUAGAUGAGGAUAUACAAUAAAAUGUGAUGUUUAGACUUUUGUUACUGCACUUUUCAAAAACAUGCAAAUUCUAAAGUUCAAAAGCCAACCGAUGUAUGCGUUUUAUGCUGCCGUCAAUCAUCUAAGCAGACCUCUUAGGAAACAGAAGUUUACUUCAGCAGGUUCAAAAUUUCAUUGUUUGCGAUUUGUGAUUGGUGGAUUUCAAUCCGUUUUGUAUGUUUCUGUGUUUCAAGUUUGUUCCUUGUGACUGAAAUUAUGAUUGACAACAGGGAAAAACGCAUUUGUGAAGUUGGCUUUUGAACUUAAGAGUUUGCAUGUUUUUGAAAAGCACAGUAAUUGUUAUUGUUGUUGUUGAUAGCAUCUCUUGACAAAGUGAAAAACUUAAGAGAACAUCUUCAAGCAUGCAAAUCCUUACUACACUGCAAGAGAGAAGAACUGAAAAAAUACUGGAUGGAUGGACUGGAGUAUAAUGAAGUGCUUAAUCUCCUGGAUAGAAUGUAAGGAAUACCAUAUUCCACUAUGGUUCAUGGUUUCAUGUUCAGCUUUAUCAGGCUACAUGUAUGAAAAAGUUAACAGCGUAUGACAGUGGCAUCUAGGUUAUGGCUUUCACAAAUUAACUGAAGUAGGAAGGGAAAUGGGAAAUUAGGGGUGCUUACCACGAUUUACACAGGCCACCCAACUGGAAAUCUUGUUCACAACUGUAAUAGAACUACAAAAUUCAGCAUGGUGGGAGAACAACCUGCUAUAAAGUGUAUUCAAACCAGAGAAGAAAAAUUGCAUCACCUCAAAUCACAGCCCAUAUUUUCUGAAGUUUCCCAAAUUGAAUGGCGUAAACCAUUUGAUUUUCCUUCUGGAAUUUCUUGUUUUCCCAUGUACAUGGUACAAAGUACCCAAGGGUAAUGUAGCUGGGAAUUUGAAAUUUCGUUGUGUCAAGAAAUUAUUUGUUUCUAUGUACUGAAGUAGCUGAGGAAUUCACAUUUCUUAUAACCAGGCAAAAUCCCUAACCAUGAGAUCCAUCACAGAAAAAGUUUAAACUUCCUUCUCCACUUUGACGCAAUUUGGAGAAUCAGAGGAUCUGUAUUCUUUUCUGUGUCAAGAAAUUAUUUGUUUCUACGUACUGAAGUAGCUGAGGAACUCACAUUUCUUAUAACCAGGCAAAAUCCCUAACCAUGAGAUCCAUCACAGAAAAAGUUUAAACUUCCUUCUCCACUUUGACCCAAUUUGGAGAAUCAGAGGAUCUGUAUUCUUUUCUGUCAAACUUGUUGUGGUUUUGCAAUGUUGUGGCUCAUUCCUGUUGUAGAAAAUUAUCCCCCUUUAAUAUGUUCACAAAUAUUGUUUAGUAUUCCACUAUGGGCUAUUAAUUUUUAGUUUUGCUUACUUUUUAUAUGUUCUUAGAGACCAGGUGAAGAAUGUGCCAGAACAGAUUGAGAAGUACAAGAAAAAGAAAUAUUACCUCCAUGCUACAGAGCUUCUUGUCUCCACAGGUGAACAAUGACUUAAGGCUAGCAAUUAGAACUCAGUUAUUAAAUUUCAAAUUAAAUUACUAAGAUUUAUUUAAUAAUUUGAUUUAGUCAUGGAAUGAAAUUAUAUAUUAAUUAGUAUUUUGUUAUUUUUCCAAGUUCACAGGAUGUAACUGUAGUAUUUCCAUUUGUGAAGUUCCUUUAGAAGAAACAAUUUUUAAUUUUUUUCUUUUCGUAGAAAGUGAAACUGAUUGAAAAAAAAAUUAAUCAACAAAUCAAUUACUUAGCCUUUAAAAUAUGAUCACUUUGAGAUUUUAAAAUGAUUUGACGUGAGCCCACAUUAAAUACCAAAUAAUGAUAAUUAUAAUUUUAAAUACAUGAUCAAAUAAAACAAUAACUAUAUUGUGGUAUAUCACAUGUACUUGUUAUUAAAAGUGUGAGUUUUAUUUUCUUGCAGUGUCACUACUUGAAGGCAGCUUAUCUGGAGUUGAAGCUUUGCGGCAUCUGAGACUUGAUUUGCAGGCAAGAAAGAAGGUAGUAUGUCAGUUUGGUUCUAAACUAAUGGUAGUUUGUGGCUUAAAGGGAUAUCGAUCGCUGUUUUGGGUCAAUUUUGUGCUUAAGUCAUUAGUACUUGGUGCCUAAAACUGUACAAAAAAUGCUCCCUUAGGAACAUGAAGCAAAUUUCAUCAUGGAGUAUUAAUCAUAAUUAAUUGUUUGGUGAUGUUGCAUGCAUAGCAUUAAACUUGAAAAGUUGGCCCAACUUUUUCAAGUUUCAAUCCAUUUCCAUCCUUAGCUUACCAUCUAUUGCAACAGACAACACCUUUAAGAGUGUGUGUAUUAAGUGCCACACUAGUCGGCCAUUGAACAGCUUGCUUGAUUGUAUAUGUGUUGUUGAUUUUUUUAUCGAUGUCCUCCCUAAGUCGUUUCUAAAGUUAAUUGUCAUUCUCUGUUAGUUUUAUUACUAAUUUUCUUCUUUUUUGUUUUCUGGAACUCGUAGUGGGGCUUGCUCUGUGAGCAAUCCAGGCCUCUUGGCAAAGUUGAUAAAUAAAGUUCUAAGUAAAUAAACAACAGGAAUUUACUUAGAGUAGCAAUGCCUAAAAAUAGUCUUAAAUAACAAACUGACCUCUUAUUUUUGGAAUUCAAUUGAUGAGAAGACAAGAUUUAGCUUUUUAAAAAGACAGCAAAUACCGUGACAUAGCCAGCUCUUUAAGCCAUUCUCAGCCAUUUUUUGACAGUCAUUUGUCUUUCCCCAAAACAAAAACUGUGUGUAUAGAAAUAAAAAAAGUAGUAAAAUUAAUUUCUAACAUGGUGAAAAUGCAACAAAUGAAUGAACAGCAUGCUUGCUUUUGUUGGAGUUCCUGUAUGUCACAGCCAUGUCUUGAUGCAUGAUUGCCAUUGGUCCCCCUUCUCCCUCCCCCAAAGUAAUAGAAUGGUAAAAUUAAUGUUGAGCUUUCUCAAUAAAAUGUGCUUAAAGUAAUAAUUAUUCUGAGUAAAUCUUAUUUAGCUCAAGCUAUGAGCAUGAGACAAAGACGGCAAUUGAAUGACUUGUGCUUUUUAGGUGGAGCAUGAAUUACUGAUAAAGAAUUUGAAUACUCAUCUCUACCUGAAGUCGGAGAAGAGCAGGCAAAAAAGAACCAAACUUGCAGCUUAUAUGGCUGAUGAUAGUUUGUUGAAAGGUUUGCAUAUUUGACCAUGACACUUUUCAUGCUUUACUUUGUUAAAUGCUGGGUCCCAAAUAAAAUUAUGCUGAAUCUCUAAAAACAGCAAUAUUAUCAAUUGAAUAUACAUGUAUUUUAAUGUUAUAGUAUAACAAACUUCAAAAUUCAGGGCAAAUUACGUGGCCUGUGGGUUCAGAACAGCAAUUAAUAUAAUUAAAUUCUUUCUCUAUGAACACCAGGCCAGAACAAUCCUCUAUUUUUUAACAAACAGUGGGUCCCAAUUCUCUUUAUCCAAUGGCCGCUUUUUGAAUCUGCCUUGUCCUACUUCUAUUAUUAGUUCUGCUCCAAAUAAUUACUUUACACAUAGGUCAUUUUGUUUCCUUUUGUAAUACAUUUUAAGCGCCUUUUGAGAACUUCUUAGUCUUUACUGUUCAUGACAGAUGUAUUUUUAUUUUGUCAGUGUCAUCCUCCAGUGUUUCUGGAGUCUUCAAGAAAUCACACUCACGAACUGCUUCAAGUAAGACAACACAUUUGCUAUUCUUACGUCCCCUUAAUUAAAAACUUACUUCAGACAAAAGUAAAACUUGUUAUUAGAUGGUACAACUACUAAUUUGUUUAGAAUACUAAUGCUGCAACUUACGCUUUAAUUUAUGUUGAAAAAUUCCUAUAUACCCCAUAACUGUUUUUGUUCUCUGGUCAGUGCUUUUGAGGGAGGGGGUAAACCAUAUAAUGGCCUAUACAGGGAGACAGUGUGUUUAUAGCAGGUAAAGGGAUGCAAAGGUCUAAGGUACAGGGUACAUGUGGGUAUGUGAAAGGAGUACCAUUUGUCAAUAGAAGGUAUUUGAAAGGGGUACAAAAACAGUAUAUUAAAGGUUAAGGGGUUGGGCUGUGGGGCGGAGCCUCCCAACAUAAAACUUUUUGGAGUACUUCCUCGGGGGUCAGUGACGCUUUAAGUUGCCAUCCCAGAAGUAUGUUGAAUGUCAUGAUUAUUAUAUCAGUAGAGUUGAUUGAGAAGAGUGACACCUUUUGAUAUACAUUUUGUUCAUGCUAAAAGGUUUGAGGAAAGUAAGGUAUAUUUCCCUGGAUAUUCAAGAAAGCUAUAGAAACUCAGGGGCACCCAACGGCAAUUUUCGGGAAAAUAUCUGUUCGGAAGACGAUUUGAGAUCUAGAAUUUUCGGAGCAUUUGUUUUAAAAUUUCUUGCUUGCCUGCCUCUCCUAGGAUUUUCGAACAUCUACAAAAUGGUAUAAUUACCCAUUUUUAACGGAUUUUUACCGUAAAAAAGGCCACCUAGAAUUUUCGGGAGCCUUUUCCUGGCUGAAAUUUUCGAGAACGUAAGUUUUUCUCCCUAUAAUUUUCGGAUCACUAGUCUUUCAGCUAGGAAAUCCGAACAGAUGGAAAGUUUUUAGGGGAUAAAAAUAUGCCUAUAUCUACCGUUUGAAUAUUAAACUACAUUCAACAAUGCUAUGUUAAGUGGUUUUGAACUAUAUCCUCAUUGGGUGCCCCUGAAAACUGUCCUUAACAAAGUUUUACCUCAUAAAAUGACUGGCUUUGCAAGCUGUCAACUGAAGAUGAAGUAGGAAUCUGUGUUCUGAGGGUGGGCUGGUGGGUGGGUACAUGAUGUGUUUGUCUGUCUAAGAUUGUCCUCAUUGCUUCUUCAGGACCAAAUUAUCUUUUAUCCAUGUAAAUGUGUCUUUUCGUGGCCAACUUGUUCUCUUUUCUCUUUUGACCAUGCCCAAGGUCAACACAACUGGAUAUUGAGGACAAAAUACUUUUUUUUAAUAUCCUGCCAUGUAGACCUUGCACAUGGUCAAAACUGGAUAUGUAAAAGUUACAUUCUUUUUUUAGGAACUCUGUUGAUGGAACCAAUGUCGUCAGUCACCUCAGUAAAUUCUUCAACUGAGGUAUGGUAUUAUUUUAAUUAAAAUAUCUAGAUCAGGCAGCAUUCAUUUUAAUAAUUUUUUAGUAAGGUCAAGGCAGGUUAAUUUGUAAUUUGGAAGAAGGAGAAUUCUAACCCCAGAAAGCUCAGAAAAAUUCCUAGUUCCAAGUGAGAAUUGAACUCACGACCCUCCUUGUUUGGAAGCUCUAAACACUGAGCUGCUGGAGGCUCUUUGGAGAGCAGGGUCGAAAUUAUAUAUAACUACACCGGUUUUAGGGGACUGUAUCGGGGACUUGCUCAAAAUCGGCCAUCCACCAGCUUACAAGUUCAAGACUGUUCAAUAUAAUUUGAAAGAAGGAGAAUUCUAACACAAGAAUGCUUGGAAAACAUUUCGAGCUCCAGGUGAGAAUUGAACUCAAUGUUGACAAAACUGAAUGAAUAUCCCAUACUCAGGUGUCCAGCCUCAGAUAUAAAGCCUGAAAAAACGACAAAAUGUGUCCAGGUGAAAUUACAGUGUGGUGUUUUUAUUUGACCUGUUUAUUUUUGUUUUAUUCAAGGUCACUGAGGACCUGAAUGCUGACCCUGAGGCAGACAGUGAUCACUUCAUGAUUGUGAUCAUGGAAUCACUGUCACUUCUUGGAAAAAUUCCAGAGGCAAUUGAGGUACUUCAACUAUUUUUUUGUCUUUAUUGUUAAUGAUUCAAAUAUCUGUUGUAGGUUAAAUUGUUUCUUAGGUCUAUCUGUCCUCUUAAAACGCAUCAGAAAGAUCACCUUUGACGCAUGUAACUGCUCUUUAUGUAACUGUUAGACUAUCAUUUAUAUUGUACCUUUUAGAAUCAUUAUCUGUAAACAAUAUCGCAUUAUGAUGUAAAUAGUUUAAAUUCAGUUCAUUUCUUCUUUGUUUGUUUUUAACCUCGACUCAUUAGCUACUUAAUCUAUGAGCCUAAUAAGCUCCAGACCCUCAAGUAUAAAUAAAGUUUUCAGUUUUUCAGUUUCUUAUUGGCUAAGAGCCUAGUUUACAGCUAAUUUUGGAAAUCAGCUCAACCCACAGAUUAGUUAGUUAUCUGUUAGCAGAUGUAGGUUGCGUGCACAAUGCAUGAUUUCCAUGAAUAGCAAUAUCAAUUCAGGUUCCUUGCGAUGGUGAGUUUGUUGAUAUUUUCUUCAAAACAAUGUAUAAUAAAACAAUUAUUAGAUUUGGUCGUGGGUUCAAUUCCCAUCUUGAACUCAGAAUUUUUUUUUUUUUUUUUUUGGGGGGGGGGGCAUCUUCUCUCCACACAUAUUUUAUUUAUUAUGGGGGCGGGUUCUUCUCUCCACACAUAUUCUAUUUAUUAUUAAAACCAAAGUAACAAGAGUAAAACCCCUCAGAGCAGAGGAGACAAGCAGCUACGACUUGGGAACUCAAUUCACAUAGGUUGCCAAGGCCAGGACUUAAACUCAGGCCAUAUUGGUGAUAGGAUGGUGCUCUCGCAAAUGCACCAUUAUAAUACACUAUAUUUGACUUGUGUUAUUGUUUUUCUUUUUUGGUAGGCAAUAAAGAAACGAAUGAAGAUAGAGAUGUCGUUGAUAAUACACAGAGCAACUACCCUUGUCUCCAAAAGGUAAAUAGAGUUUAAUACUUAUAAAUAACUUAGUUUGAUACUAGAAUUAUGUUAAGUUCUCUUUGGAACAGGGAGUUCGAUCUUUAUUGGGCCACAUUAUUACUUAUAAUAAUUAUAAGUAAUAAUGUGGCCCAAUAAAGAAAAUAAGCGUAAUAAUAUUAUUGAUGGACAUUAUCAUGAAGCCCAAGAGAAUUUUCUUACGACAUUGAAAAUUAGUUUCCUAAUUCUUCUCUUUUUCUCAUUUUUUAGGAUUGGGCAGCCUGGAGAAAUCAUUCUUCAGCAGGUAACUGCAAUGGAAAUAGCAAAUUAAUCAAGCAAAGACUUUAUAGGGAUAACUGCAAGUACUGUCAUUCCAGUUGUUUAUGCCCUGUAACAUAGACAGAAACAAACAAUUUAACAAGUAAAAAUUCCAGCUGGCCAGGGGUAAACCAGUUAGCUAUUGAGAAGUGUGGCCAAGGAGUUUAACUCAGGACCUAACUGAGAACAUAUUAUACUGCUGGCAGCUAGUGAGGGUGGGACCUGAACUUUGAGCCUCUUGCACUCUAACCACUCACCCAUGCUUCCCCGAAAAAUAUGCCUAAAAAACAAUUUACGACACAAAGAUUCCUUUAAGCCCCCACCCCCUCCCUCCUACAAAAACAACGUAAGAUAAUUAAUAUUAAAAUAAUGCUCAUCACCCUUCUAGAAAACAUGGUAAAAUUUCUGGAACUGUAUAGCUCUGCCUUUUCUUGUUAUUUGUUAUACAUUUUUAUUCUUUUUUUAGAAUCAGCCUCAUUAUUUGUUUGAGCUGCUAGAAGUGGUGUUUGACUUGUUUAGGGGCGUGGCUCAUGCUCAUGAGACUGUGCUUUCAGCCAUCAACAGAAUCAUUGUAAGUACUUACAGAUGUACAGGGUACUUUACAGAAGGUUCUUCCUUUACUAAUAGUAUGCACGUUUUGACGGAGGAGGUCACCUUUAAUUUAAUUUGAUUUAAUUUAAUUUAGUUCGUUUCCUAUGAUAAAUCAAAAUGGUGGCAGGAGAUGAAACAUGUCGGCAUCCCAUUGGCAUCAACCAUAGUCAAUCCGCACCAAUCCCAGAAAAGCUGAACAUACCACCGGGCCUCCCUACUCUGGUUUGACUUGCGAUGAGGUUUCUUUUACAUUAGAUCGGUAAAGUGCCGUGAGAUGAGGUGUACAAUUUUUCCAUCUUUAUCCUAGAAGACUAGGAAGUCUGACCAUUUUGCAGUGAAUUCUCCUUAGUUAUUUUUGGACCCUUGUUGUUCCCUUGUUGUAAUGUGUGGUUUGUCUGUCUGAAAUUGGGUAUACAUCUGGCCCCGGUUGUUCAAACGUUGGAUAGCGCUAUCCAGUGGAUAGUGCAAUUGGUUUUCCUAAUACUUAUCGGUUGGUUAGUGAUUUAUCCGAUGGAUAGCGCUAUCUAACGUUUGAACAACCGGGGCCAGAACUGUUUGGGUCUGAAAUAGUGGUUGGGCUUGGUUUCAGGAAGCAAGCUGUACACCCCAUCCACAUUUACGUGGAAUACCCCCCCCCCCUCCACCUCUAUGCUCAGUUGGGUUGGUAGCUCAGGGGUACGAGGGCAUAAGCACUAUUUGUCGUAGGUCUGAUUCCCCUUUGAGCACUCAAACGUUCAUGACAUUACAAAUGUAAAACGUUCUCAUUGGAAUGCCUCCUACUCUCUCUUACUCUGGUUUUUCUCUUGAUGUUCCAGAAGGCACCAGGCACUCGGGUGGAUUUAGGGGACACUGACAUUUAUACAAUAGAUGUUGUUUGGUCUGAGAUCCAGUUUGCCGUAAGUUGAAAUCUUAGCAAUCAUAGCUCAAACCAUCACUGAACCUCUCACAGUAAAGGAUUAGAACCAACUUAAUAAGGCCCACAGACGCGACCAAUUUCCAAAUGGUAUGGCGGUUUGUUGCCUGGAAACUUCGCAAGAGUUACGAUAGGCAUAUCUUGGCAAACAAGUGUUAAUGAUAAAUGUGUACAACGUUAAUCACAGCAAGCUGGCAGAUAAGAAUGAUGUACAGUAGAACCCCCGGUAACUCGAACUCUGAAGGCAAAAUAUGAAAAACGGUUCGAGUUAGCGGGGGUUCAAGUUAUCGGGAUUGAUUGAAUAUUGAAUUCACCACUUUAACAACUGAUAAUUACUGAUUAAACAGCACUUCAGUGUGUAUGGCACAGUGUAAAUUUGCUUAUUUCAUCGGAAAUGCAUUUUUAUGAUAAAACGCGAUCUGUUCGUUGUUGUAGGGUUAGUUUUAGUGGUUUUACCGAUUACACAACAAGAAGAGCUAAUGGGAUGGUUCUUAGAGGGCCACAGGUUUAUCAGUUUUUUCAUAACUGUCCCUUGUUUACCCUCUUUAAAUAAAGGCGUUACCUUACCUUACCUUACCUUAAACCACUAGAUUCCUAUUAGCGAGUGUUUACUGUAGUCAAAUCUGUGUUGCACUGUACCUAAUGUUAAGGAUAAUCAGUAUUGCCCCACCAAAACAGCUUGUGUAACAGUAUUACUGUUUAUUACAGAUUCAAGUGUUACUAGGUGACUACCUGGAUGUUCAAAACACUGCAACUCAACAAGGGCCAGUGACGUUUUCUGAGUCCUCAAGGUAACCAGGCCUUUUCUUCAUUGCAUUUCUCUAUUAUUAUAUAUGACAAUGCACAGAAGUUCACAUUUUUGUGAUAAAUCAAAGAACUUUACAGACCCCAAACAUCUGUAGAUCUUGAUUGUCACAGAUAUUAGAAAGAUUUCAAUCUUUCCAACAAACUCCUCACGCUGAAAAGAGAUGUCCAUCCAGUCAUCCCCACUAAUGGAAUAUCCGUUGUUUGCUGGAAAUCUGGCGAUCAAGGAUAUUUAAUCGCUCUUGGCAAUGUUCUUUGUAUUUUUAUCAGCAAGACAUCUUAUAAGUGGAGUAAUAAAUAUUUUUCUUUUUUCGUUGUUGCUGUUUUUGUUUAGCGAUGUGGCAGAAUUCUUUACACUAAGGAGGCGAGGGCUAUUAAAAUCAGAUGAACGGGUAAGAUGCCUGGUUUUCACUUUUUUUAUCAAAAAGGUACUAGAGUUUGAAUAUCUCAGACCUCCGUCUGAUUAUCUCAAGGAUUAAAUCAGCACUUCACAGGUUCAAUUCCUGACCUUAUUUCAAGGCAAUCUGUAAAUGAGUAGUGGCAUUUCAGAUAUCUUAAUAAUAUUAAUGUCCAAGAUUCUUCCAGGUUUUUUCCACUGUUUUUUUUUUGGUGAAUCACCAUAGCCUUGUCGGAAAGUACCUACUGGCUACAUGAAUUUUAUGAUAACUGUCGAACCUAUUACCAUUUGGUUACUAGUCCAUGUGCUCUACCAAUGAGCUAUAGGAGCGUCGUGGAAGCUAAGGCUGGUCAUUAAAUCAAAUUCACGGGACAAACAAUUUGCAAUACUGCUAGUACUGGAAUGUCAAUGGGUGGCAUAUGUACAUUGAUGAUACAGGCGUGAUGGUGGAUUUGUUUGUCCUUGUAACCAGCUUCUAGUGAUUUCUUGCCACCUUUUACUUUUAGACUCCGUUGUAUCGGUUUGAAGGUUCUUCUUCUGCUAUAAGCAUGAACACGUACAUCAGAGAAAGACGGCAGGAAUGCAUGGCUGGAACAGCGGUAUGUGAAAAUCAAGAGUCUCAGCGUGCAAAGAAAGUAGUGUCCGAUAGCCCGGGGCUAGUGGAUUUUGCUAUCAGGCUAGUGAAUUCUGUUUUUAACUUGCCCGACGGGCAGGUGAUAUUUUUUUAGGAAUUCGAAUAACAGAAGAACUGUAAUCAAUCCUGCUCAUCAAAUUUUUUUCGGGCUAGCUGAAAUGACUUUCGGGCUAGUACAUGUUAGCUACAGCUUGUCCGAAUGGCAAGCUGUAAAACUGACUUUCUUUGCACCCUGAGUCUAGUCUGCAUUGUGGCUUAAAUCCAAGGAUAACCUGUCAUAUUUAAUGUUUUAGAAUGAGGACGAUGAUGACACGUAUGGAGAGCCACUACACAACACUAAACCACAGCUAUUGUGUAAACCAAACCCCAGAAAUAUUACAGGUAUAAAGCAUUAAAUUUUGAGUAUCACACUCCUAGGCACCACCGUAUAUUUUUGACCUAGCCCCAGAUGUUUAAAAGGUAAAUAACGCUAUUCAGUGGAUAACGCAAUUUGUUUCCCUUAUUCACUGGAUAGUGAUUUAUCCAGUGCAUAGCUCCACCCAACGUUUGAACUGCUGGGCCCUGUAAGGUGUGGUCCCGUCCCAGAAUACCGUUCCUGCGUUCUCGUUAACAAAGACACCAACUUGAGGCUUGCGGUGACAAAAUGCAAUACCCUAAAAUUUACCUCGUUUCAUUGUGCCUGCUCACCGGGGCGGAAUAGGGAAAGGCUGUUAACCCUUUAAGCCCCAGUAUCCACAUACAAAUUCUCCAAACUGAUCUCCAUACAUUUCCUCACAGAAUCAGUUGAGAAAAUUUAUUCAUAAUUCAAAGCCUUUUCCCUUAGGUGAUCAUUUUAUUUAUUCUCAUAAACUUUCUUUUAAUUAUGUACUGAUGUUGUUAGGAGAAUAUUGAUGUUGGUCACUCUUCGAACUUAAUUCUACAGCCUCGGUUCAGACCAGAAACUUGUUCCAAAACUGACCUGUUGGUUAGUGAACAAGGAGGCACUUUUUAAGAAAAAAUAUGUCAAGACUCCUAUUUCCCAGUGUAAUUCUUUCAUUGGCUUGACAGAAUAAUUUGGUCAAGAAAAGUCCAUGAGUUGAUGCGACCAUAUUUCACUGGCGGGGCUGGCAACAUUUGUAAAUACACGGGCAUUUGACGUGGAAAACAUGCUAGUCGAGGUAUCACUAAUAUGCCUUUAUAUUUAUAUAGUUGUGUUCAUCCCUCUGAUGACCUUUGUUGGUGAAAUUGAAGCAGCCAUUAAAAUGCAAGGAGAGUAAGUGUGUGUUUGUUUUAUUUAUUUGUUUAUUUUUUUUUUAAUACAUCUAAGUGAAAUAUGGCAUUCCUCUUCCCUGUCGAACAUGAUUUAGUCAAUCUUUUUUUUUAACAGCUCGUAAACUUGUAUUUUCCUUUGCAGAAUGAGAUGCACCUUGUAUGGCUUUAUUACCGAUUAUGUGAAAGAUAUUUUUGUGGAAGAAAUCUUGUUUGAUAUUCGAGAAAAACUGAGUGAAGUUACUCAAGGUACAGUGCAAUUUAUAGCUUGUUUUCAAAGACAUGACUUUGUUGCUAUAGUUCCCUUGAUGGAAGGAAUCUUGUUUGGUAUGCGCGAAAAACUGAGGGACGUUACCCAUGGUACUUAGGGGAUAAUUGUCAAAGACAAGAUUUUUUCAAUUUUUUUGGGUCCGGCAGGUUUGGUUUCCCUCGGCAAACUUCAGCCCUUCUUUCAGCCAGGAGGGAAAAAGUUUAGUUUUAAUGGCGCUACUUUUUCUUCACUUUCUUUAGAUCGAGACACGUUUAGAAGAACCACUGAUACCAACAGUCUGAAGGUCCUGGGAGCGAGUAGACCCUUACUGCAGGUAUCCUUCGGGGUGUUUAUCCUUUUGCAGAAGUGAAAAUAAUUAUAUGUUAUUUACGUUUUUGUAACUAUUUUGCGGAACAUUCUGUCGUAGAAAAUGAUAAAUUACUCUACAGUAUUUGGUGAAAAGGCAGAAAUACGUCGUUACAAUAUUAGCUCCAUUUCUACGAGAAAAAACUAAAACGUGACUUACAAAAGAAGUCCAAAAUUAAGGCUAGGUUCAAACUCUACCAGAUAGUUUUUGCGCCGGCACGAAAAUCAUUCAGGAUAGGGCUUCUGGUCACACACAAGAAUGGUUAUGGCGGCGCAAUUUCUAUGACAGAGUGAAGUUACCCCGCGCCGGUCGAGCGUCACAUAUCGAAUAGGUUCUGUGCCACACUUUGGUGUAGAAUUAACAGGUAGUCGGACGGUACCGGAAGUGAAUAGUUAGGAAAGUGGACUGGAAACCACUGAGACGGUAGUAAAUAUUUAGGAUUAGGAGUAAGGACUGGGAUUUAGAGAACCAGACCCUCUCGGCCAACCCCUCCGGCACAAUGUUCGAUGUGUGUAAACGCCUUGUGUCAGUUGUGUGCUGUUGCUGUUCAUAGCAUACCGGAUUGCCUUUCAUGUCGGCACCAAAACCUAUCCGGUAUUGUGUUAACACAGCCUAAGCACGAAUUUCGUUACGUGUUAAAUAAGCGCGAUUUAGCCAAGUCUCAUUCGUAGAAACUUGUACAUUUGGUACAAUUCUUGUCUUGUCUUAAGAUGGGUCUGAUAUUUCGUCGUAUGAGUGGUACUAUUAUUGUUGUCUUCUGUAUUGUUUUUUUUUUAGUCGAGUUUCCUUUUUGUUUCUUCAGAGCACAGCAACAGUGGAACAGUUAAUACAGGAUCUCAGGAAUCUCAUGCACAGUUUACCCAAUUAUGCACCCCAGUUCCUUGAAAUGGUUUGCAAGAUGCUUACUAUCUUCAAAGAGAGUUGUUACGAUGUAUACAAAGGUUAUUGCCACUUACUAUCCCAUAGUUUACUUGUCCAGUGAUGUGACAAGCUACCUCAAUAUCCGUGAAUGUGGUGUAUUUGUCGUUAAAAACAGUAGGCCACUUCCGAGUUCAAAAAACCCUCACUUUCAAAAUGAGGCCAAGUGCACAACCUUGCUUGUGAAAAUGAGUUUUAUUUGCAUUAGAAUGAAAAAUCAUUUCUAUAUGAAAGACUGAGCACUUAACCUCAUACAGAGGGGAACUCGGAAAUGACAUAUUCUCACUAUCAGAUAACUUACCGGCUGAAAGAGCGCCGGACUGCUGACCGGGGGUCGCGGGCUCAAUUCCCGGCCAGACUCACUACCUGCCAGGGUUUCUAAAACACUGUUUAGAUCUUGUGACGUUGAGGUGCUGGUCUUUUUUCAGCCUCAUCCUUUCUUAUCAAUAGGCCAAUUUCACACUGCCCAUAAUACAGCUUAUUUACCCCCAAAAAUUUUUCAUAAGCUGUGUCUUCAGUUUCUCUCGGGAGGUCGACUGUUGUAUCCAGGAGAAAUUAGAAUCAAAGGUUAAGAAAAAUGGCUUUUGAAAAGGGACGUAAUAGAACCUACACUGUUGUUAGGGAAGAGUAAGGGACAUUACCCAGCUGAUGUGGUCUAUCUUGAGAAAUUGAUCGUUCUUGGGGAGGAGGAGAAGGGGACUGUCAGUCUUACUCCCCUUGAUAACUAUCCUCCUCCCCCCCCCCCUUAGUGAAUGCUACUAACUUCCCCUGUAUACUAUUCACUCCCCAUGAGUACUACCCAUUCUCCAUGGAUAUUUCUCAUUCCCCUCCUGGAUACUCUUUACCUCUUCCAAAAUGCUACUUUUUCUUCUCUAAAUGCUAUUUUCGUAUCGGAUGAUGGUUGAUUGCAGCUCUUUUACGGUGCAGUCCUGAGGGCGUGACUCGUGUUUUUAGCGCUAACUGGACAAAAGAUGAGGACAUCAGUCGCUGCUUAAGGUAAGAUAAGUUACUCAGAUCAGACCGGUCAGCCAACCGCAGUAAAAUUUAACAUUACGUAUCAACAGCAAAAUUAUCUUAGAUCAGGGUGUAAAGAAAAUCAUUUUUACAGCUUGUCAUUUGAGCAAGCUGCAGCUAGCAUGUACUAGCCCAAGAUUCAUUUUUAUUAGCCAUAAAAAUGUUUUUGAUGAGCAGGAUUGAUUACAGUUCUUCUGUAAUUUGAAUUCCCUUAAAGUUCACUUGCCCGUCGGGCAAGUAGCCUGCGAGCAAGCUCUCCUGGGGCGCCCAGGGGUACGGGGGUGGGGGAGGGAAGAGGGGAAGGAGACUUGUUUACCCCGCCGCCAGAGCGCCCCGCGAGAGCUUGCUCGUGGGCUAUCGGGCAAGUUAACAACAGGAUCCACUACCCGGAUAGCAAAAUUCACUAGUCCCGGGCUAUCGGACGCGACCAUCUUUGCACGCUGUCUAUUAGACUGCACUGUUCAGUCUUUAAAAAGGAAUUUCGUUCAGGGGUAGUUUAUAAAUUAAUGUUUGUAAUGUCCGUUUAUUUGCAGGUCGUUGCCCAACUGGCCAGGUCUUCAUCACCAUCACACACAUCGGCAAAGAAAAGUAAGAUUUCUUGAAUUUCGCGAUUCUAAUUAACCGGUCUUAGUCAACUAAGGUAGGACAACUUGGGUAAUGCAAAUGAAUUUUAUUCUCGUAGUACUUCAAACAAUUGGUACAUUCUUCAGUUGUGAUCCUUUCCAUCGCUAAAAGUUCUUCUACAGGAGUCUGAACCAAGCCCCUCACAAAAGCCAGGGCUGUUCACCAAGAUUCCAAGUUGCCGGGUAUAUGGAAUUUGGAGGCGGGAAAUUGAACAGCUAAGAAGUUAUUUUGGUUUAAUUUUCCUUUUGUUUCCUAUGAAAAUACCGGGAGACAAGCUUAUAGAAGCUCGUGCCCUUUGUUCCAACCCUGGAAAGGCCAAACAACUAGGUUCAUAUGCAUGUGAAUCUAGUUGUUAGUUUUACUAUUUGAUGUCGCUACACCUUCAAUUAAAUUCUAUUUAUAGCUAAAUGACUACUCCUAAACAAUCUAAGAGGGUUAUGGCUACUAACGAUGCGUCAUUUUUAGGAGGACGAUGAACAGGAUGUUGAAGCAGCUAGAAAACGAAACCAAAAGGUAACGCUGGAGCAAGUUCCUUUUGCUUUUGUUGAUUUUGGAUGAGCUACCAGUCAUUCGAUUAAAAAAUUCAGCAAUUAAUUUAGCAUGUUUGGUCAUGUUUUCGGCUAUAGUUGAGACAGGAAGGAACUACUAUUGUUACUACACUACACGUCUUAUUUUGUUCCGUUUUUAAUACAGGAGACUGAUAUAUUGACGGACAAUCUGGCGAAACACACUCUUAACGAUAGCGAGGUGUUGUUUGAAACACGCGACCUACGAACACUGGCAAAUCUUCAGGAGAGUAUGGUAAGGAGGUGAUAGUAUUAAGAAAGGCCGAGUAUUAGUGUUACUCACCUUGCGUGACACACACUGCCAUCCUGAGGUGACUCAGUCUCUCGCUUCGCCCCAUAUGUUUUUAAGUAACCAGAAAAAUUUAGGAGGCAGCGUGACCGAGUGGUUAGAGUGCCGGACUUGCAUUCGGGAGUCCCCGAGUUCAAGUGCCGCCCUGCUGGCCCGAUUUGUUCUCGGUAGUCCCGAGCUGACAUCCUCGAUCACGCUUGUUGAAUAAAUAGCCAACUGGUUUACCUCCAGUUGAUUUUCGUAGCCCUGUUAUGUUUACUACAAUUGAUUGUUUCAGUUGUUUUCUCGGCCCCACUGGCUUUUGCACUAUAAAUACUACCGAAGGUGAAUAAAGGAAUAACAUGAUUAUGAUGAUGAUAUUGAUGAUUAUGAUAGUGGUUAUGUUUAGGACUGUGAUUAUGAUUAUUAUGAUUUAUAUUAUAUUUUUGAUGUAUGAUUAUUACUUGAUGAUGAUGAUGAUCUGCGUUUUGGGAUACCUGUGUUUUGGGUGAACUGUAAGGUAAACGCAUUUUUCAUCUCGCGUAAAUUGCCAUUCGCACUGUGAGAGACUCACCUCAGGUCAUUAGAUCUCUCACCACGCUAGACUCGCCUUGCAUGAGCAGCCUCGUAUGACAUCCAGGGGAAAAGGCUUUGAUGUAAGUUUCUCACUUCGUUGUUUUGACAGGAAUGGCUGGCAGGUCAUAUUCGAGGUUUUACCACCAGCCUAACAGCACAGUCCACAUCUAUAAGCUUGGUAUCGUCUGAUACCCAAGAAAGAAUCAAAGCGGUGAGCUCUGCAUCUGUGUUCUGGAGACGGUUUUAGGAGAAUGGGGUGAUUCAUAGUUGUAAUAGUCCGCUACACAGCCGUUUUUAGUGUCGUCACGCUUCUCCCUUUGUGGGGAGGAGCGUUGCAUGACGACACUUAAAACGGCUGUGUAGCAGACUGUAGUUGUAAGGGCUUCUACACACUUUACUUCAAGUUCUGCUUUGUGUCUAUGCAUAGUUAAUAGAGUUGAAUUGGUUAUGAAGCUCUUCAGACACCUUUGAUAUAUGUUUUUGUCGACUUGACGGUGCACAACGUUCAAUAGCAUUCCUAUCAUUUUGAUCUUACUGGCCAAUAAAAACGUCUCAAUAAUUUAUUCCCUGUCAAUUUGUGAACAAAAAAGAAGGAUUGUGAACCGUCAGUGAGCUCCUAACGUAAGCUGUCAUGGUGUCAUGGUAGCCACAGGUCAGGAAAUGGUCAGGGAAAAUAAAAUUUCUUCAAGGUCACGGAAAAGUCAGGGAAUUUCACUACGAGUCAGGGAAAAUUUAAGUCUUUGAAAGAAGUCAGGGAAAAGUGAAAUUUUAAAGUCACGUUCAGUUGGUACUUUUUUACGGACAUGAAUCAUGUUUUAUUGAACAACAAGCUGAUGUUAUGUUUUCAAACAAAUCACUCCUGUUUGCACAUUAUAUCCUGGAACUAUCAAUUCAUGUACAUUACAUGUGACUUGCUAAAAGCAUAAUGGGUGGAGAGCAUGGCUGUGAGGGGUGCGUUGAGUCCAUUAGCAGGACCAAAUUUGGAAAUUGUUGAUUCACUUGUCCAGGGAAAUUUUGCGUUUGUCAGGAAAAAGUCAGGGAAUUUCAAAAACCUCUGGCUAUAGCAACCAUGCCAGUGUUAUUUUUAUGUUUGAUGUUUGCCAUGUCUUCUCCAUUGACUAUAGUCUAAAAUAGUGUGUGCUCAAGCAACUAAAAAACAAUAUAUGAGGCUACCGUUGUGGAUGGGACGGAGGGUAUUUUCCCUGUACCUCAGGAAAUCGGAUUUUUCUUCCAAAGAAAACAGCUGAAUAAAGACUCAACCGUUGUUUAAGCUGCAGUAUUUAUUUGAUGAAUUAGUCUGUCUAAACAUGAAUGCGUGUCACAUAGUAUGCAGUCUAUUCACUCUAAGCACCUCAUAUAAAACUGGCACAAUUUUAAACCACCUCACCCAUCUCAAAUAUUAAUGCUAAUAUUGUUAAUACUUUUUUGUUGAAGGAGGAUGUCUAAGCGGUCGUAUCUUAUAACUGAAAACUCAUUUAGCUACAAAUAACUGAAAUUGAUGCUUUUAACAAAUGCAACCUAACUUAUGAAGGUUUCACUCUAUAAUAAUCUAUUAACCUUCGCGCAGAGUGGUUUUCUCCUGUCCGUUGGCACGCCAACAGCAAAACAAUAAUCUUGGCCGGUUUCACUUACCCUAGUCACUCCAGUGAACCAAUCAUAGCUCGAGGAAAGUACAGGGAAACCUUGUGCAAUCGCUUUUCUUUUGGAUCUGAUUGGUGGAAAACGGGGAAGCGAGGUUGCUUAGUCAAUAAAUCAAAAAGCACAGCAGUGCAAAAUUAAACCAGAUACUUUUGAAAAACUUAAGUGAAGACCGUUCUGCGACGUAACUUACCCUCAUGUGUGAAAACGAUAUUAUAAUAAAUGCUUUGAACUAUAUAACGUAUCUCAGCAAAUGGUAAAUCAAUUUAAUAGUAAUGAAUUAAAAUGGUUAAUUUAUGCAUUAAAUGACACGAUAUUAAACUUGAAACAGAGAGAAGUCAAAAGUGGCUUUGGAAUUGCGUACGUUUAUGGUAGAAACUGGGUAAGUUAGUGUUACUAAGCUGUAUAAAAUAAUCAGAAAGUGUAAACUAUUUACUUCCCAUGAAUUAAACGUGUAAUUAAAUUUGCGAUAGCAAAUGGUAUGUUAAACAGGAACUAAGGCGAAUAACUUCUCAUUUGGCUUUGUAUUCCUGGUUUUUCGGGUGCUAAAUUUUAUUUUCUCUAACAAUAACCAACUGCAACUCGGAGAUAUCAGAGCAGAGUUAAAGAAGUCUAAUAAAUUCCUCACCAGCCACCGUAAAGAAACUCGAAUGCUACCGUUUUUAGUGAAAGCCCUUCGCGAUAGCUAAUCUCUCUUACAAAUGAGCAGAAUUUCGGGCUUUCUUAAUGAAAUUGAUUAAGUUAAAGUAAUGAUACGAAGUGAACAAAGGCUUGUUCAGUCUGUUAGCAGACGUAUCUCUUGUAAUACGAAAUGCGUUAAAGUCAAUGCCAUGAUGCCAACACUUAAUGCUCUAAGGCAUUUGUAAAGCUGAAGUAGCCUCUCUGACAUGCUUAUCCUCAUCUUCAUUAAGUCUAUGCGUACCGUAAAAACUUUGAGGAAAAUUUAAGUUUAAGUUUCAGGUAAUUCUCGUACUUUUUGACAAAACUGAGAAAUAGCAAAACACACAAAUCGUAUUAAGCUGUUAUACAUUUUAGUGGAGAGAAGGUGUUGCUAAUUGUUGUAUGGAAGAAGGUUCCCAAACGGAAUAUUACAUACCAUAUACUUGUCUUAAAAUAUAUGACUGUUGGCGGCAAAAUAGGAAACUUAACCUGGAUACUUACUAGUAUUUUAAAGAACGUUUAGAAGCAAUGUUGGGUUUUAGCAGCGCUGCAUUUUCCUUUUACAGCCGAUUUCUGAUAAAGCCUUCAGGAUAUGAAUUUUUAUCCUAAGCCGCCUUUGUGGCAGGCGACGAAAGGGAGAAAGAAUAAGUCAAGUGCGUUUCCUCAUCCGUCUUGCACGCGUUUUAUAUUUGCCUGAAUCUAUGUGCAUCUAUCUAGUCAUAAAUGUCAAGUGUACAUGUUCAUUGUCACUUUUGUGUGUUUUUUGUACGUUUCAGCAAGAGAUUCCGCCAGUCUCUGAAGAAAUCCUAAAGUGAGUAUUUUCAAACGUUUAUAUUAGAGAACUUUUAUUAUCAGACGUCAAAAUAUUUUUGAUGACCGGUUGUCGAUUGGGGACUUUUUUGGUUGUCCAGAAAGUUCGGCUUUUAUAGGUGUAAGCGCGUUUUCCCGCCCUUUGUGCCACUCCCGUGUUUGGCAUGGGCUUAACGUUUUCCCGCGUUUUGUGCCCGACUCUUGCGCUUGGCAUGGGCAACGCAUUUUCUGACCUUUUGUACCUCUAUCGAUUAAUACAACAUACCCCGUCACUUUUCAGUAUUUCCUUAAGCAAAGGUUGCCUUUUAAGUUUGUGUCGAAUUUCGUCUGGUUUUCUUUUACUCAAUCAAUAUUUGUAGUUGCCAUACGUUUUAGCUUAAAACGAUCAUUUAUUUAGAAACAUUUCAGUGCGGAGAAAUUUAUAUCCUCAAAGACCCUGAAGCGACCUGUCAGGACUAAAUAUCCAUUCCCGGGCAAAACUAUUGCAGACAAAGUUGACAAUAUUUCCGCUGGACCUUUUAGGGUGGAAAACUUGCAUUGUGGGUAAUGGGGUAGCCUCUUUCAUACGUCCGUGUAUAAAUUUCUUACUGUUUACAGUGUUUCUACUUGGUUCAAUCCAUCAGAUCUCUGACGACGCUCGCCGAAGACUUUCAGAACAUCUCUGAAUCAUGUUUGCUCGUGCUUCACCUGGAGAUCCGAUGCCACUGUUUUUACUACCUCAUGAAGGCUGUACAGGAAGUAAGCGACUUUCGCUUUACUCAGCAUCAAACAAUCUCAUGAAUAAAGUCUUUUGAACGAUAAAACGAAUCAGUAAUGAUCGCAUUCCACGAUUUAAUCCACUGAUUCAAAAGCAAGAAGAACCCUAAUUAAGCAUAACAAGUAACACCAUAGCACCAUAGGAAAGUACUGCUCAGAAGCUUUCAUUUGAAUGGCCUUGCCUCAGGAUUUUAUAUGCAGACUUAGAAUUUAGCGCCACCUUAAAUCAAUGUAACGGUGUAGAUAAGCACCACAAAGUAGGUUUUCGUCUCUCGUCGAUCUUAUUAACUGGUAAAAUUCAGUUUAUUUUGAAGUCUUUUGUGUUUUCUGAUUAGUUUAUGGUUUUCCUGUCAUUGUUUUAACUCACUCUUUGUAUGCUUCAGUCUUCCUACAUGUGCAGCUCUAAUGCUAUGGACCCAGAUUCCAACGUCAACAAUCUGAACAAAAGUUUGUCGGCCUUUGAGGAGAUAGCGACGGCUUGUAUGGGGCAUUACAAGUUCAGGUAAAUUGACAAACAAAGCCAGCGGUUGUGUUGAGUGUGAAAACACCCCAGGGAGUCCACCCCAAGGGGGUACCUUUUUUAGGCUUCAGGUAUAUCAAAGGGUAGUGACUUCACUAGAUGAAGUACAAGAAAGGGUACGGAAAUCUGUCAUUGGGUUUUGUGAGAGGACCUAAAAUGGCUGACAGGUGCAUUUUAUGGCUGUGAAAAAGACAAGAAAACUUCCUGGUUCAGUGUGAUUAUAUUUAUUUUUAAAAGACGGUGAAUUUACAGUAGUUAAAAGGGAUGCAGUGCUCUCAACCAGUGUGUGAAAGAGGCACCAUUUUUGUCAAAAACGAUAUAAAAAGAGUUGGAUAAGGUGUUGGACUACGGGGCGGAGCCUUCCUGUACAAAAUUUGGUUGAGUACCCCCCACCUGGGGAAAACACUGAACACUGUCUCUUGCAACUUGUCUCGCAAUCAGUUUUGUUUUCCUUUAUGAUGUUUGAAAAAGUGGCCCAUGGUAUAACAUACUGAGAAGUAGAACUUGGCUGUACAUUACGCAGCGAUACACCUAACGCUGCAGCGAGGAUUUCAAGAACCACGGAGUGUAACGCUCUUCCUGUAAUUUGUGUAGCAACAAAAAUUCGAGAUAAGUUGCCUGAAACAUGGCCUAUUGCGGUUUUGCUGAGAUGGGAGCUAACGAUCCUAAUGCCAGCUUAUGCAGAAUAUCCCAUGAUGUAAGACAGCCUAAUCUUACCUCAUCAACUCAUUACAUAGAAAGCCCAGCUGAGGGUCGGCUGGCCAACACGCGAGCAACAUUUUCUGUAUUUAGUUCACCGGAGGAUAUAACUGUUGUAUUUUUUUUGUUUUCAGAUAUUUGUUUGAAGGAGUUGGUUUCCUUGUUUCGUCGAUUCUGGUUUCAAAUAUUUCGGAGAUCAAAAGGAUCAAUCAAAAUGGCAUUAAGAAAAUGUAAGGAGAGAAAUCCUUUCCCCCCUUUUUAAUAAUGGUCGCUCUUUUUCUUUUCCGUAAGUUAUGUUUAAAGUCUAGCCAUGAGGGCGCAGCGGCCAAGCAAUGGAUGGAUGGACUUGAGUGCCUGUUGGUCUUGUCAUUAUAUCUAUUAGUUUUAUCGACAAGAAACCUUGCUUCGCAUUCUCUCUCUCGACCCAAUUUACACUUAUCAUUUAUUUUUCUCAUUUUACAGUUGUGGGCUUAGUAUCCUAGCCUUUGAAUGAACUUGAAGCUGAGGUUGACCUUGUUUUGAUACACAUCUCGUUCCUUUUUUUAAUGGAAAUUAUGCUUAAAAAAUACUAGUUAUCAUAAGAACGACAUGAUUGACAUAAUAAAGCAGGGUUGGAAGGAAGGGUUGUAUCAAAACAAGGUCAACUCCAGCCUCGUUUUCACCUGUAACCAUAAAAUGGGCAAUUGCUUAAAUGGUUAACAGCGACAUACUGUCAGGGGUAACAAAGCGAUGAACUGUCUUCUCAUUUGCACUGAAAUACAGCAUUAUUCUGUUGCACAGAGCUCUUGUGACAGUGGUUUAUCAUCUCUAAUAGGCGUUUGCACUGAAGAGGUGAUACCCCCUAACCUCCCGCCCCGUCUUGUUCAGAUAGUUUGAGUACUCUUUGGACAAAGAAUCCAACCAAAGUGUAGGGGGUUUUAUUCGUGCUAAAGCAAAUAAUUUUAAAUGACGCAGCAAAUGACACAUAAUUCCUUUUUUCCGGGUAUUUUACAGGUGCCGAAAUAUCUUUGCUAUCCAACAAAACCUGACAAACAUCACCAUGUCGAGAGAGGCGGAUCUUGACCGAGCGCGCCAGUACUACGAGUUGCUUUACUCAAAUCCUGAUGUAAGUACCAAAUCUCCCUCAGUUUCUGCUAGUUCAAUCAGCCAAUCACACAUAAACCUAAAAGGACUCGCAAAUUUAUCUUUGGUAAACAGUCGGGAGGACCGAGAGAGCGGUGGAAAGUCGAGUCUUUGAAAGAUGACAUUUAGAUUAUUUUUGAACUUUUAACGAGAAGAAAGAGUUUCGUGACCAGGAAUCGAGCCAGGUUCUUCCUCCUUUUGUUUAAAUGUCAUUCAUAACUGAUAGGCCCUGGUCCUUUCUCAAACUUUUAAAGUGAAUUCAACUUGAGCCGUAAGUUUGUUCUUUCCAACUUAAUUGCUAAUUAAAAUUUUAGUCUUUGCCUUAUGGGGACACAACCCAGGGCAUAUAUUAUAUCCACCACGACUUCAGGCUCGCUUUCCGGUUUGAAAUUUGGGAAAAUUCAGUGUGCCCAAUGGAACGGUACAUUCCGGUUGCACAGACCCGACCCGGGCCACCGCGCGUUUAGUUAUUGUUAUUGUAAGCUGGAUGCAAAAGAAGGGUACCGGCGACAACAAUUUUGUCAAAUGAAAAGGGACAUUUCGGUCCGACCGACCGAAAUGAGUGGACGGGUCAAAGUGGACCACCUUGAUUUCUAACCGAAAUUUCCGGAAUUUUGGGCGGAAUCGAAAGCGCCCCUAGUUUAUCAUCUUUCCCGAUCUAUGGAGCCAUCUUGCAUCCCCUUCACUGAAAUGAGGGUGCCUUUAAGGUCACGGCUUGACGUAUACGAGAUUUUUUGUCUCCGUUUUCAAAAAAGUGCGCAUCCACACGUAAUUACUUUCGCAAACCUUCGUGUUCGAAGACGGCAAUCCGGCGUUUUCAUAAAAGUCUCCACCCAAGGGAUCGUUUAAAAACACCUGUGUUUAUUGUGUCUAAAGACAUCGUUUACGUCAACCUCGUUUCCAGGUUUAACCCUGGGAACCAGGUUGCGUUUACAUGUGCACGGAAGGCUUAAACGGAGAAAAAAAUAUCCGUUUUCAAAAAUAUCCGGAUACUUGUGGAAGGGGCCUCGGUGACUCCGCGUUUGAAAUAGGACUUGGUAUGGAGUACUAAAGGUCUGAUGAAAUGUUUUGUUACUAUUAUUGAUUGUAGAAGAAAUAGUUCCUCUCAAGCAAAUGUUGUGUUAUAUUUCCCCAACAGGAAACACUGACGUCUAUUGAUGAGCAAGGUGCUAAGUUUACCCAGAAAGAGUAUGCUGACCUUCUGUCAUUGCAGGCACGCAGCCAGACCAUUAGAGAUCACAGUGCUCAUGAGCACCGUCUUAAAAGGCUUGAUGAGAUAUUUAAAAAAUAGUAACUUGGGUUGGUUAUAAACUCUGCUAUCAAGAGUCACUCAAUGAACGCAAUCCUUAAAAUGCGUGGCUGCUUUUCGU